Molecule: messenger RNA, 1161 nt
Organism: Closterium sp. Yama58-4
Lineage: Eukaryota; Viridiplantae; Streptophyta; Zygnematophyceae; Desmidiales; Closteriaceae
Source: the annotation of a GenBank genome assembly
AUGGUGGUGCUCGCAACCCCGCACGGAACGUCGGCCAUGGCGCCGCAACUUCCGGUCGAGAGUGGCGCCGCGCACCAUCCGCACGCUAACAGCGAAGGAGCGCUUCCCGCCUCGGCGGGAAGCGAGGGCGGUAAGGCGGAACAGUCGCCGCCGUCGCCGCCGGCGAAAGGGGUCGCCGGCGACGCCGCAGCGGCGCUGUCGCCAGCGCUAGUAGCGAGCGGAGAUGAGGGCAAGGCGGCGGCGGCGGCGCUGUCGCGGCAUUCAAUAACGGACUGGUUAGCGAUGCUGCUGUGGCUGGGGUGUCCGCACAUCCUGCUCGCGCUGCUCGUGCUCAUCGCGCUCUCCUUUCCACACCCCCUCGCCAUCGCGCUGCUUCUGCUCCUCGCCACGCUCGCCUUCACGCCCGUCGAUGUCGAGGGACCCCUCGCCCACGCCUACCGCAGGUGGCUCUACCCGGUGGUGCUGCGCCACUUCCCCGUGCGCAUGCUCUUCCGCGACCAGAGCGCCCUCACCUUCGGCAAGCCCUACGUGAUAGCACUGGAGCCGCACUCGGUACUGCCGGUGGGGCUGGGCGCGUUUCUGCUGCACCCGCUGUCGGCGGGGGGAGUGGUGGGCGCCACGAGCGCCGUCUUCCGCGUGCCGCUGCUGCGCCACAGCUGGGGGUGGGUGCGCGUCGUGCCCGCCACGCGUGCCGUGCUGUCCGCUGCGCUGCAGCGCGGCCGCCCCGUGAUCCUCGUGCCGGGCGGCGUACAGGAGUGCGUCUUCAUGGCUCCCGGCAAGGAGGUGGCGUUCGUCCGCCAGCGCUUGGGCUUCAUUCGCCUGGCUCUGCAGCAUGGUGUGCCCGUGCUGCCCUGCUUCGCUUUCGGCCAGACUAGUGCAUACCGCUGGUGGAGGCCAGAGGGGGAGUGGUACCGGUGGGUGGCUCGGAGAUUAAGGUUUGCGCCGAUUCUCUUCUGGGGCGUGUGGGGGUUGCCCAUCCCCUUCCGCACCCCCCUCACCAUCGUCAUCGGCACACCCAUCGGACAGGGUGACCCUGACCCCAACCCCUCAAAAGAAAGGGUGGCAGCAGUGCAUGCGGAGUACGUGAGGGCAUUGGAGCGGCUCUUCCUAGACUACCGCGCCCAGGCAGGCUACCCCACCACAGAGCUGGAAAUCAUGUGA